Molecule: messenger RNA, 2264 nt
Organism: Drosophila innubila
Lineage: Eukaryota; Metazoa; Arthropoda; Insecta; Diptera; Drosophilidae
Gene: TBC1D5
Product: TBC1 domain family member 5
Exons: 7
Coding region: 140-2167 (675 amino acids)
Biological process (GO): activation of GTPase activity
Molecular function (GO): GTPase activator activity
Source: RefSeq, a predicted model, not a curated record
GAAGUGUCAGAUUUAAUCAGCUUUGUUUUGUAAACCACUCAUUCUUACAAUUAUUGAAAUACUUGUUUGUUUUUUGUGUACAGCAGGGAACUCGAAAUAUGAUUGUAAUUAUAUUUAGUGUAGAAGCAGCAACAAAGAAAUGACUGUGCGCGGCAUAGAAGCCAUUAAUUUGUACAUGCCGACGUCGAAGGCAGAUAUAACAGCAGCCAUAAAAACAGACAUACGUGAAGAAAGGGGGCGGACCAUUGAACCUGUUGUUGUUGCUGUUGGCAACGGCGACGCAAUGACGUCUGUGGAACGAUAUAGGCAGGAAUGGAUACAGCUGCUGGACAAUUUGGAUGAGGACCCAGAAUCGCUGCGUCUUGCCGCCUUCAAUGGUCAGCUAAAAAUGUCCAAGUUCCGGAGCAUCCAUUGGGCCUUGUUGUUGCGUGUUUUGAAUGUUGAUCAUCGCAGCUGGCAUAUCCAGCGGACACAGCAGCGAAGCAGAUACGACAAGUUCCGCUUGGACUAUGUGCGCAAUCCUCAUGAGCUUGCUGCAUCCGACGAUGAUGAUCCAUUGUCGCAGUCUACGCAAAGUGUUUGGAAUCAAUACUUCAGUGAUCAGGAGCUAUUUGGGGUCAUACGUCAAGAUGUGGUUCGCACGUUUCCGGGUGUCGAAUUCUUUCGCAAGGCAUUGAUCCAGAAUGCCAUGACCAAUAUAUUGUUCUACUAUGCACGGGAGCAUCCUUAUAUGUGCUAUCGUCAGGGCAUGCACGAGAUACUGGCGCCCAUUAUCUUUGUUCUGUAUAGCGAUCAUCAGUCGCUGCUGCACUUUAGUGAAAUUGCCAAGACGGACAUAAACGAGACUCUGCUGAAUGUCCUGGACACAUCAUAUCUGGAAGCGGACACCUACUCUAUUUUCUCCCGUCUCAUGGCAUCGGUGGAGUCCUAUUAUCGCGUUUCAACUUUAGUGUCCACAGCUGGUGGAUACAUAGAAACGCACACAUCGCAUGAGGCCUCGAGCGCUGACAAUGAGCCGCAAUCGGAGGUUGAGGUUAUCAGUCAACUGAAUUUCAUUCGUGAUAAAAUUCUUGCCAAGCAGGAUCAACAUUUGCACCAUUAUCUGCUCAAAAUGGAAAUUCCAUUGCAUAUAUUUGGCAUCCGCUGGCUUCGCCUGCUCUUUGGGCGUGAAUUCAUGCUUCUGGAUCUGCUGAUGCUCUGGGAUGCUAUCUUUGCGGACAGCGAUCGCUUUGACCUGCCCAACUACAUCUUGGUGGCCAUGCUCGUGCAUAUUCGAGAAAAGCUACUUUUGAGUGACUACACGACAUCGUUGACUUAUCUCAUGCGUUACCCGAGUGAUGCGGACGUCAAUUUGGUGCUGCGACAUGCUCUACAUAUGCUGAAUCCCAAACAAUUUGAAUACCCAACGAAUGCCUUCAAUUGUGUGUCAUUCACAAAUCAUUUAACCACACAGACACACACACAACAUCCACCCGCAUCUGAGUCACAACCGGCUAAUCAUCGUGUGCGCACCAGCUCCGAAACAUCAACAAUCGGCAGUGGCAUUCAAAUCGACCGCCAGAUCACCUACAUGCAAGCAAGGAAUGCAGCUGACUCCUCUGCACUGGCCAAGCUCUCAGAUGUCCAUCGCGUGGCCAUGGAUGGUUACUUGGAAGACAGUCCUGAGCUAUUACGUUUGGAGCUGAAGAACGCGCAGACUGUCAUCAAAAUCGCGCGUGGCAAACUGGUUAACUAUUUAAGCACUGUUCGGCAACACAUGGGAAAACAGCCUAACGAAGAACUAAAUCGAACUUUGGAUGGCAUAGAGGAGCUUUGUAGUUUUCUGGAUGUAAAGUUUGUCUUUCCUUUGCAUGCCCGUUCCGCACCAAUCGAUCAGGCACAUGAGGCCAACGAGCGGAAACAGCUGAACAGUGCCAAGAUGAGCACAACAAUGACAGCAAGCCCGCCAAUUCCAAUUGUGCCAAGUCACUCCACAUUGCCAUUGUCCGUUCCCGCUGCCAGUGGCUAUGAAGUGCCUGAGAAUGCCUUUAUGCACAACUCGACGCGUCGUCUUCUUGGCGAUAGGCGGGAAAUUGAAUUGUCGACCAUCACUAGCGACGAAAGGCCAGAAUCAAUGGUGCUGCUAAAUGGUUUGCCGGCGGCCGAGCCGCAACAGCGACCACAAUGAAACAUUGCUAUUAAUGGUGACUAACAACACGUAUCCGUAUCGACUGAAUAAGUUAAUUUUAAAUUUAAUAAUAAAGAGAACAAUGUCAAAAAGUGAA